Messenger RNA from Closterium sp. NIES-67, 927 nucleotides. NCBI's taxonomy places the organism in Eukaryota, Viridiplantae, Streptophyta, Zygnematophyceae, Desmidiales, Closteriaceae. The record is from the annotation of a GenBank genome assembly.
UACUCAACCUCAACUUGGUCAGUUGAUUAUCAUCAACUUGGAGUCUAUUCGCCAGCGUUCCAAAUUUCCUAUGCCGCUAGAGGUUGAACGUUUUCCUAUCUUCGUCAGCGCCCUUCCUCGCUGGUCGAGCGAAUUUUAAUUACUUGCCAGUGUUGUCGCAAAGCAGGCCGAAACCUCCACGUCCCUUUCCUCCAGUCAACCAUGGCGCACACGCGACCUAUGCCAGCGUUGUCGCUUGCUGUCGCAUGUGCGAUGCUUCUCUGCGUCGCCGUCGCCCCGUCGCGCGCCUCGCCGACUGUCGCACAGAUAAAGGCGGACCUGAAGGAGUGUCGCGCGACCAUGGCGAAACUCUACGACUACAAAGCGUACCUCCGAGGGAUCGACGAGAUGCUGAAACGGUCUCCUGCUGACAUGAUGGGACUCGCCAACACCACGCUCCUGGUGCCCACGAACAAGGGCCUCUACUCUCUUGGAAUCAGGACCCUCACCAACAUGACUGCGAUGGAAGUGAUUGGCCAGUACAACGUGCUGACUAAGCGCUUCACUGGCGCACAACUGGCUAAGCUGGCUGCAGGGGCGAAGAUUAAGACUGUGCUGACAAAGGUCAUUCAGGUGUAUGCGCAGAUCCAAGGGAAGGUUGUGUUGGGGAAAGUAGGGGCAGCAGCAAAAGACCGGGGAGUGGUGGUUACACCGGACCUGUGCAAGGGAGUGUUUGUGAAGGCUCAUGGCAUGUCUUUGUACCUCAAGCCCCCUGGAUAUUGACAUGGGGGACCAUGAUGCAUGGGGGGAUUAUCAGCUACUGUUUGACGUACUGUAGUGGGAUGGAGAUUACGAACAACCCCCUAGACAUGAUAAUCUCUGGAUAGGAGUCCAGUAAUGCAAUAGUGAGGUCGUGAUUAAAGUGUGUCGAGUACAAAUGAAGCACAG